GCGCACGCUAUUUCCGCACCGCAUAAAUUUCGGGUGUUUUAUGCCUUUUUUCCUCUUCCAACCGUCCCAAGUCCUCACUGCUCGCAACAUCUUGAGAGGUCUAUAACAUAUUCAUAGAGAGAUGAAGGUGCUUGUGGUCUUAGCACUGGUGAAUCUGGCGUGUGCCUUCAAGCUGUUCAAAAACAUCAUUGUUGCAGACGAUAACAACUUUGAAGAGGUAAUUGGCACGCGUGGCUCGUACACGCUGGUUAACUUCUACUCCGUGACGUGUGAUCACUGUCAGAAGCUUGCGCCUCUGUAUGAGCCACUUGCCACUCUUUUCAAGGACACGAAUGUUCAGAUAGCACAGGUUGAGGGUCGUGAGAACAAGAGGGUGAGAAGGCAACAACAGAUUAGAGGGUUCCCCACGAUUAGGUUGUACCACUUUGACGGUACCCAUGUUGCGUCCUUCACGGGGGAUCGUACCACGGAGAGACUGGCACAGUUUGUCGAAGACCAUACCGGUGUCAGGGCCAAAUGGCCCGAGGUUAAGACGAUUCAGAUGGAUAACUCCACAGGAGUUGAGUCGAUCAUCGAGGAGAAUCCAAAAGGCAGAUUAAUAGUUGCCUUUGUCGCACCUUGGACACACGGGUUCACGGACCGUUUGAACAUAUAUGAAAGAGUCGCUUCAAAGUUCCCGGAUGUUCAGUUCGUCUCUGUUGACGUGUCCAGCGAACAGAACAGCGACAUCGUAUCGAAGUACAGAGUCGAUUCGUAUCCAACCUUCCUAUACUUUGAUAAAGACGACAGUCCCACCUUCAGGUAUUUCGUCGACCAUGACACCACGGAGGAUCGCAUUGCCAAAUUCCUCAUGGGCCAGCUUGGUGAAGAGUACGACUCAUUGGAAACACUUCAAGACGAUAGAUCCACGUACUUGGAGGAUAAAGAGCCUUCAAGGAAGUAUGGCUUCAAUAGAGGAUUUGUCGAGGAGGACAAUGGCGACGACGACCUUGAAGAUGAGAAGUGGAAAAAGCUAAGAGAGCUGUAAUACGUGUAUAUAAAACGGUAAUAUAAUGUGUCAUCACAAUG
Messenger RNA from Williopsis jadinii, 1068 nucleotides. RefSeq names its product thioredoxin-like protein. Gene Ontology annotation, cellular component: endoplasmic reticulum. The record is from RefSeq and is a predicted model, not a curated record. Gene Ontology annotation, molecular function: protein disulfide isomerase activity. The transcript has a single exon. The coding region runs from base 122 to 1027 and encodes 301 amino acids. Gene Ontology annotation, biological process: protein folding. NCBI's taxonomy places the organism in Eukaryota, Fungi, Ascomycota, Saccharomycetes, Phaffomycetales, Wickerhamomycetaceae.